This is a messenger RNA of Clonostachys byssicola, 3576 nucleotides long. Lineage: Eukaryota; Fungi; Ascomycota; Sordariomycetes; Hypocreales; Bionectriaceae. The record is from the annotation of a GenBank genome assembly.
AUGAUUUCGUCCUUCCUCCGUCGGCCUCGACAAGCCAGACGCCGCGUCGGCGGGAUUGGAGACAGCCAUCUAGGCCCUCGGGACUCUCCAUCCCCAGGCCCCUAUCGCAAACGAGCCACUGCAGAUUUCACGGAAGCAGAUGAUGACGACGAAGACGAGGAUGACGACCACGAAGACCCCAACCGGAGAAAUGCACGGUUCCACGACAGAGAUGAUGGCGACGGCCAUGAUGAAGAAGAUGAGGGAGACGAAGGCGACGACGACGAUGGCGAAGGGGAUGAGGAUGGGCGGCGAGCUGCAUUGCCCGUCCUCCCACUCUUCUCUGCAACACACUUAGAUUCCCUACCAGUUUACAGCCUUACCCAUGCGAUUCGAAUUAUCGUCACGGCCCGAACCGAAACCACGCUGACUUGGGAGCAGCUGCGCUCCCCCCAGAUCUCCCAAUUCCUCGUUAAGCCAAUGCAGCGUCAAAUCCGAGCGCAACACUUUUCACGAGCGACUCUAUACGCGUUGAUGGCGAACUGUUUACAGUUCAACAAAGAAGGCCAACUCUAUGCUGCUAAUGCUGGGACGAGUAACACCAGGGCCAAAGUUUGCGAACUGCUGGCCCUGAAGAUGUUGAAAGAAUACAGCACGCGUGAGCUUAUUGAUGCGCUCGCCUAUGAUUUCUACCCUCUUCAAGGCGUCCCCGGUAUUGCAUCGCAGAAUAUUUUGCCCAGGCCCAGCGCAAAGAACGCUCUGACGGCUUCUCGCACAUCCACCCUCGAAGUUGCGAUCCGUGCUUCUGCGAAGCACUUUCUUGCUCAUCCAGUAGUGGUCCAGCAACUGGAAGCUAUUUGGAGUGGUGCCAUAACCUUCUAUUCUUCAGCUGACAGUCUCCAUCGCGAGGCGCCCCAAGGCUCAUUUCCUAGCAGUACCGAGAGCACCGCCAAACCUGAUUCUAGGACGCCUUUGCUCGGGUCUCCUCCCAAAAAUGAAACCCACCCUCAUGUUCCACCUGGUAGAAGAACUGUGAUGUUGUACGAUCCAAGACAAGCUUCCAUGCUCAAGCUCUCGCGGCUCAGGGUUCCGCGAUAUAGAUCUUUCCUUUCUACACUCUCCCUUGCCAUUCUUAUCGGACUUUUCCUUGCUGUACUGUCGGAAAGAUCGUCUAGAAUCACGGGCCUAGAACUCGUCUUUUGGUUCUGGAGUGCAGGAUUCAUGUUGGAUGAGUUGGUGGGUUUCAACGAGCAAGGAUUCGCUCUCUACAUCAUGAGUUUUUGGAAUCUUUUCGAUCUGGGCAUUCUCGUGUUGCUCAUAGUAUACUACUGUAUGCGUGCCUAUGGUGUUUUCAUGGUGGACCCUCACCAUUGGAAUGACAUGGCCUAUGACGUCCUUGCUGCAAAUGCAAUUUUGCUUUUGCCUCGAAUUUUCAGUGUCCUCGAUCACUACCAGUACUUCUCGCAGCUGCUCAUCGCUUUCCGGCUGAUGGCCGUGGACUUGGUGGCUGUCUUCACCUUGGUGCUCAUCCUCUGCAGUGGCUUCUAUGUCUUCUUCACCCUAUCAAACAAUAACGAUGAUGGUGGUGAAGUAGCAUACAAGAUCUUUCAGAUUCUAAUGGGUUUCACGCCAGCAGCCUGGGAUGUUUGGCCGACAUACAACUGGCUUGGACGCAUGCUUAUGGUCCUGUUUCUCAUUAUUUGUCAUUUCCUGGUCGUGACCAUCCUUAUCACUGUCUUGACCAAUUCAUUCAUGGCGAUUGCGUCUAAUGCCACUGAAGAACACCAGUUCUUGUUUGCUAUCAACACUAUAUCUAUGGUGAAGAAUGAUGCGCUCUUUUCAUACAUUGCUCCCAGCAAUAUAUUCGCUUGGUUGCUCAUGCCUUUGCGAUACUGCAUGCCGCUGAGACAGUUUGUCUGGCUCAACCGUACCAUCAUCAAGGUCACGCACUUCCCGGUUCUCUUCCUUAUUUACUUGUACGAAAGAUUUUGGUUAGCCCCGUCAAUGUUUGAACCAACGGAUUUGAUCGAGCAUCCGGGUCGCGCUCGGGAUAGGACGGUGUCGUUCAUCGACCCAGGUCUAAGAACUGCCAUAUUCAGCCCCAAUGUUAGAGUCAGGGAGGAGUCUGUUUCUGGCUUUCAGAAAGACCGAGCUCUGGAAGAGGUUUUCCGCCGGGUCCCGGCUUCGGCGACAGUACGAUCCCAGCGGAGGAGUGAGAGGCGCAAAACUCAAACCGCAAUUCGAAACUGGAUGGAUCAGCAUGUUGAAGAUGGCAGCCCCGCGACAAACUGGCCGACUCUGGACAGCCGGGCUUUUCCAGAGUGGCAGAGGCGGAUGAGUGUGGGAUGGGAACGGCCCUCGAACCUUCGGCAUGUGUCGGAUAUCCGGUCUAUCGCAAGCGAUCCUGCAGACCUCAUGUCCAACUUGGGCGGACCAAAUUUACCAAGGAGCAUAUCUAGAAGAAACCUAGUGCCUAUGGUGCCUGAGUACAAGGAUCAUACGGACGCGGAUGGAGACGACGAGCUGGUAACAAAUGACGAAGACGAGGACGACAAUGCGACCAACGACAUCUCCAGCCGAAGGGAUAGACACGAAGACGGGGGCGAGGAGGAUGACUACUUCAUGACACCUAUGACAUCACGCAUCGCCAAGCUCCCGUCUUCGCACAGCUCAUCAGGAGUAGUGCCACCGACGCCACGCCCCAUGAGCCAGCGCAGAGGCGGCCUACAUAGCCGUACGUUAUCAACUAACACGAUUUUGUACAACCCAGAAGAGCCAAAAUCUCAGAGCUCUUCGUCGGCAUCACAACAGGCUUUGAAGUCUCCCGCUGGUAGCCGACCCAGUGCGCGCAGUAUGGGCGGACAUCAAACUCCUGGAAGGCGUAGCUCACCGCGGAGAAGCUCUCCACGUCGUGCUUCUCCAAGGAGAGUACCAGCUCCUGCAAACCUCAAACGACCGACACUACCCCCUCGUGGCAUUACGGAAAUUGGAGGGGUUAGUCGCUCAGCGUUGAUGAGCAUAGAACCACAGCACCGGCCCAGAGUUUCUAGGAGGCUUUCCUCUGUCGAUUUAGAUGCUCUUUCUGAUAACAUGAGUUUGCAUUUUGCGACCGAGGAUCACCAUGUAGGCAUGCCUGGCAGUUUCCAGACGCAGAUGGCAAUGGCCAUGAUGAAAGAUAAACGGAUGCGUGCGGCUGCAGGGGGAGACUCAACUGAUAGAGAUAGGAUGGGGAGGUUGGUUCUUGCGCGAAUGAAGACGCUUGAGGAGAGCUUCGCGGAAAUGAUCAAGGAGAUGCGAGACAUGAAGCAAUCGUCGGGGAUUGUGACACGGCUCAAUUCGUCUACCGAGGGGGCGGUGAGCGACGGCCCUGCCGACGAAAGCAGAUCCGGACCGUCGAAGAGGAGGAGGGGCGAUGCUACCCCAAAGAAGAGCUCGGGGGCCUCCAGGCCCAUCAGCCGGAGGAGCAUGAAGGAGCCUAAGGUUGGGCUGCAACCUUUGAGUACCCGCAACAAGGGCAAAGGCAAAGCGCCCGCCUAUUCUUCAGAGAGUGAGGCGGAGGAGUAUGGGGGUUUCACCCGGCGAGGUAGCUCAUUUUAG